Molecule: messenger RNA, 1059 nt
Organism: Brassica napus (rape)
Lineage: Eukaryota; Viridiplantae; Streptophyta; Magnoliopsida; Brassicales; Brassicaceae
Product: zinc finger BED domain-containing protein RICESLEEPER 2-like
Exons: 5
Coding region: 1-1059 (352 amino acids)
Molecular function (GO): DNA binding
Source: RefSeq, a predicted model, not a curated record
AUGAUUUAUUUGGCUAUUGUCGAGCAUAGAAGGGUUAGGGAAGGUUUUCAGUAUGCCAACCCGAUCAUCAAGUUCUGGUAUAGGAACAUAGCAGUUGCAGAUGUCCUUAAGAUCUUUGAGAGGGAGAAAAUGAAGCUUAGACAGAACCUUAGAGCUGAGAUCCUCUCUUUUUGCGCUUUUCGUCCACCCCAUUAUGGUCCUGCCAUUGCCAUGAAACUGAUGGAGCUGAUUAAAGAAUGGGGUUUGUAUAAGAAGGUCUUCACAAUAACCGUAGACAAUGCUUUCUCUAAUAACAACAUGCAAGGAGUUCUAAAGAGAUGUGCUGCACAUAUUCUGAACCUUAUUGUCCAAGAUGGAUUAGCUGCAAUAAGUGAGGCCUUGGAGAAGAUCAGGGACAGCGUUAAAUAUGUCAAGGUUACCGAGUCUAGAGAGCUGUUGUUUCAAGGCUGCGUGGAGACUGUUGGGAUUGUUAAGAAAGGGGGUUUAGUUUUAGAUGUUACUACAUGGUGGAACUCAACCUCUCUGAUGCUGUCUUGGGUUCUUUACUACAAAGAGACAUUUAGGAACCUUGCAGAAAUCGAGACAAGUUACCAGAGUUUACCUACAGAGUCAGAGUGGUUAAGAGCAGAGCUGAUUUAUGGUUUAUUACAUCCGUCUGAUCAGAUGACAAAUCUCAUUUCUGGCUCUUCUUACCCUACAUCGAAUCUGUACUUUAUGGAAGUAUGGAAAAUUCAAAGUUGGUUGAGAUCAAACGAGUUCUGUGAAAAUGAAGUGAUUGGUGAAAUGGUGGCUUCAAUGAAGGUCAAAUUCGAUAAGUAUUGGACUGAAUACAGCGAUAUUCUAGUCAUUGCAGCAGUGUUAGAUCCUAGUCUAAAGCUUAAGAUGUUGAAGCUGUAUGGAGUUUACAAGAAGAAGAAUACUAGUACACAGAGUUCACAAGAAGCAGAUGCUCUACCAGCUGGUUAUGGUGGCUUCUAUGCGUUCUUCUCUCAACAAGCAGGAACAGGAAAAUUUGCUUUGGAUUUGUAUUUGAGUGAACCGUUGCAAAUCAAAACUUAG